Messenger RNA from Cladocopium goreaui, 1893 nucleotides. The record is from the annotation of a GenBank genome assembly. NCBI's taxonomy places the organism in Eukaryota, Dinophyceae, Suessiales, Symbiodiniaceae.
AUGGUGCCAAUGGACGUGGUGACUAAUCAAGCCGGUCCGUCUGCAGAGCCUGAAGAUGGUGAUGGCAGCAGCGGCUGCCCCAGCACUGAUACCUCAGAGCCUUCUUCCUCCACUUCGACGGAUGAGUCUUCUACUUCUACUUUGUCAUCUAUGUCAACAUUGCCUGAACAGUCAGAACAGUCAGAACAGUCGUUGGGUCUUCCACAGGAAGAUGCACCCCCCAAAGUGCCCAAGGGUAGGAGCAGUGCCAAGGCCAAAGGCAGGCCAAAUCAAAAGCGUGCAUCGGCCACAGCAGACGCUAAACCAACUCGGUCAGAGCCAUCUACAACCAGGGAAUUGCAGAUGGAGUUAUCAUUUUGCUCUGAUGAUGAGCCAGUUUUCGCAUCUGAUGCCGGUAUCCAGUCCAAGUCCCCUGCCAAAAAGAAAUCCCGGAGAACUGAUGCUAAGGACACCAGUUCGAAUGGUCUGCCCGUGGACACAUUGGAGGAAGCCUUCAAGUGGCACUAUCACUUGGUCAACACAUGUGUGGACUCCUAUGGCAACAAGGCUUUGGACCGUCUUGCUCAAAAUCUGGCUGGUGCAGUGUGGUACUCGCAGUACAGUGGCAUGGGUGGCAUGGAGAUUUUGAAGCAGCACUUGGAAGUUGCUACGGAUUUGGCAACCAAGGGCUUGGUGCCGGGAGAGGUUUACCAUUCGGUUGACAUCGAUGGCACAUGCCAGCGUGUGCUGUUGGGACAUGGCCCUGUCCAUGUUUUCAAGGACCUUUUGCAAACGCUGACCCUGCCAGCAAGGUUGGCUGUUCAAAGGGUCAUGGCCCAGAACGAGCUCCUUGUGAAGGACUUGCACGCCAAGUCUCAGGAAGCCAUGACGGACAAAUUGAAGCGUGAGGCGAAGACGGCUUUGAAAGAAGCUGGCAACAAGCUGUUGAAAUCCCUCAUGGACACCAUGGAUGCUUUUCCAGCGACGGACUUGUUUGAGGCUACAUCAGCUUGUUACAAGCAUCCAAACAGUGAUGGCCAAUGCCAUGUGUUUCCAGAUUCGGAUCCUAGCCAAAAAGAGUACUUUAUGGCGGGUACAUCAUGUACCGAUUGGUCAAGUAUGGGAACACAGACUUCACUGGCCGGGUCGACAGUGUUGCCAUUUGCUGUGGAGUUGCAGAUGGUGAAGCGCCGUCGUCCUCGUGUUUUCUUCCACGAAUGCACUCGAAACUUUAGGCCCUCAAUCCUUCAAGAGUACCUCCCAGGCUACACGGUGCACUCAGCGAUCCAAAAGCCACCUUUGCGAGGCUUCCCAAUUGCAAGGACACGUGUCUAUAGCGCCUGCAUUCGAGAUGAUUUCACCCUGGCCGAAAUCAGCUGUUUGAAGUCAGCAUUGGAGGGGCUUGACCGUUUCCCCACUUUCGACGGUGGCCACCUAUUUUGUGCCCCACAUGACGUUGUUGAAGCAGAGCUCCAGGUCCUCUCCAAAGGCAACCGCUGCACAACCUUCCUGGAUGCCCUCCCCGCUGCAUUUCAGGUGAGACGUGAUCAAUACAAUGACAACGAGAGGGUGAAGGAGAUGAUGUCCGACGGUUCAGAUGUGAUCAUCAAUUUGACUCAGAACGUGGACUUUUUGGCCUACGCCAGCACUCAUUGUCCAUGCCUUUUGACCAAGAGCUACAUGUGGUCACUUCGACAACACAGGCCGCUGACAUGGCAGGAGCUGUUCAAUGCCCAGGGCAUCCCAAUGUUUGAUGAGUCGGUGAAUGCUGCUGGUAUUGGCGUUUCACCAAUUCCAAAGGACUUGGGACGGAUUCCCGGAGUGAGGUUGGCCGGCAACGGGUUCCAUAUAGCCUGUGCUGGCACUUUCGUCGGAUUUGUUUUGGCACUUCUGACAGAGAAGAGUCCAGUUUGA